Messenger RNA from Pocillopora verrucosa, 950 nucleotides. The record is from RefSeq and is a predicted model, not a curated record. NCBI's taxonomy places the organism in Eukaryota, Metazoa, Cnidaria, Anthozoa, Scleractinia, Pocilloporidae.
AUGAGGUUGAAUGUUGCAGACAUAGACGAGUGUAUCGAGGGAACAUCCGAUUGCAGUGCUGAUGCUGUGUGCAACAAUAUUAAGGGUUCCUACAACUGUACGUGUAAACCAGGAUAUUCUGGAGAUGGACGGACUUGCGAAGAUAUCAACGAAUGUGCUACAGGAAGACAGAACUGCAGUGCUGAUGCUGUGUGUAACAAUACUAAGGGAUCGUACAACUGUACAUGCAAACAAGGAUACUAUGGAGAUGGAAAUAUCUGCCGUUCGGGUUCGACUUGUAAGGAAAUUUUCGACCGGAAUGUAUCGAAAAAUAGUGGCGAGGAUACCCUGCACUUAGACUCAAAGCCAAUGUCUGUUUUCUCUCAAAUGGGAGACUUUGGAUGCGGAGAUGAAGGAUGGACGCCGAUCAUGAAGACUAAUCGCAAUAAGAGAACUUUCCAUUACGAUUCCCAAUUCUGGAGCAACAGAAAUGGUUAUAACUUUGCUGGAGGCAAGACUGGCUUUGACUCACAAGAGACCAAGUUACCAACCUACUGGAGCACACCCUUCUCCAAGAUCUGCCUCGGUAUGAAGAUUGGUCAUCAGCUCAGGUUCAUUGUCAUCAACAGGCACGCCAACUCACUGUUCUCACUGAUCGCUGAUGGGAAAUACCGCGCCACCUCAUUGGGUCGUAACACGUGGAAGUGGCUGAUUGGUUCCCGGGCCUCCCUGCAGCGCAACUGCAAUAAGGAAGGGUUCAAUGCAGUGGGAAGCAAGCCUGGUUAUUCCAAAGCAAGAAUCGGCAUCACUGCUAACCAGCAGAAUCACUGUGGUUCCUGUAACUCCCAAAUUGGUUUUGGCACCGGAGGUCUAUUUAAUGAUUCGAACACGUGUGGAAAUGAGGCAACGCACUCGCCAGAUAAUGGACACAAGCACAUCAAAGCUAUGGGUUACAUCCUGGUACAGUGACA